Molecule: messenger RNA, 1023 nt
Organism: Liolophura sinensis
Lineage: Eukaryota; Metazoa; Mollusca; Polyplacophora; Chitonida; Chitonidae
Product: zinc finger protein 41-like
Exons: 3
Coding region: 1-1023 (340 amino acids)
Source: RefSeq, a predicted model, not a curated record
AUGGAUCAAGAGGAUUUCGAGGUUAUUAUGGAGAAGAAGACGUUGGAGGGGAAGAAGACGGCGAAGCUAUUUACCUGCGAGGUGUGCGAUCGAGGAUUUACCCGACGUGAUAGCUGGCGACGUCAUCACCAAACACAGCACGGCGAUAAGGAGAAAAAGAAGAAGACGGAGAAGUAUUUUUGCCGGGUGUGUGCCCAGCAUUUUACCCUGCGGAAUAACUGGCUCCGACACCAGCGGACGCAUCACCAGCCCCAGACAAACAAAAGAUUCACCUGUCCGACCUGUGACCGGACGUUUUUUCGCCGAGAACAUUUGAUCCGCCAUCAACAGCGCCAUGGCAACAAACGAGAACGUGUGUGGGAUUGUGAAGACUGUGGGAAGUCUUUCUACCGGUUGUGGGAUUGGCGGACCCAUCAACGUGGGAAACACGGCUCGGCUGGGGAUGAAUUAGGGGGAGUAAUUUGCUUCUUGAAAGUUAAUUUUAAGACAAGACCUGUUUCAUCUACCACCACCACCACCACCACCACCGACGACAACAGACCCAGCACGAGUCAAGCUCAAGUGAGUUUAGCGGGGGAUACCUCGCUGGGAGAAGAAAAGAAAAAACAAAAGAAAAAAAGUCCAACGUGCCAGUUCGAACCCGACCCAGUACAGCCUCACGAGGCUGUCUUGCCGAGCGGUGACAUUGACGUACGGGAGUUGUACCAGCGGCAUUGGCGAUCGAUCAGGACGUAUUUCCAUCGCCACAAACCAAUUCAAGACUGCUAUAAUUACCGACUGAGUGAUCUCGGUGCUAUCCCAGCCCAUGUAGAUGAGAUUUACGAAGACCAGCCGACCGCUUUCACUAUCAAUUACAGUUUUGGAUAUAUCCUCCGCCACAAAGAGACGGGUCAGGUGCGGUAUUAUUACCCGAGCACCAACAACACCCGAGUACUCGACGCACCGUACCGCGUGGCGAGUCGGGCUGACCUGCGAGGAUUCCACACCCAGCAUCUCCUCACCCAAGACCUACCCUGCGGUUAA